UUCAUCGCCACUGAAUAUUGCUUUUAUUCUGAAAAACACAUCCGGAAGUAUGUUCCAUUUUUAUUCGCUCCGCUCAGCAGCGGUAUGUGAGAGACUACAGGGAAGAGAAGAGACGGUGGACGUGAGGGUUGAAUUAAACACUGGGUGGCACCGACCUUUGGAGGACCGACGGCAUCUUCAAAAGUCCCACACUCUGCUGGAUUUGGAAACAUUUCUGUCACGGUGAAGUUUAUUUAAUCCGUUUCAGAAUGUCUGGACAGAGCAUUACUGACAGGAUAACCGCUGCUCAACACAGUGUCACCGGUUCGGCGAUUUCCAAAACGGUGUGCAAAGCGACCACGCAUGAAAUAAUGGGGCCAAAAAAGAAACAUUUGGACUAUUUGAUUCAGUGCACAAAUGAGAUGAAUGUGAACAUCCCUCAGCUGGCCGACACACUGUUUGAACGGACCACCAACACCAGCUGGGUGGUCGUCUUCAAGUCCCUGACCACCACUCAUCAUCUGAUGGUCUACGGUAACGAGAGAUUUAUACAGUAUUUGGCUUCAAGGAACACACUAUUCAACCUCAGCAAUUUUUUGGACAAAAGUGGCCUACAAGGCUAUGAUAUGUCAACAUUCAUCAGAAGGUAUAGCCGCUACCUGAACGAGAAGGCUGUGUCCUACAGACAAGUUGCUUUUGACUUCACUAAAGUGAAACGAGGAUCUGAUGGAGUGAUGAGAACCAUUAACACAGAGAAACUACUUAAAACCAUCCCUAUCAUCCAGAAUCAGAUGGAUGUGUUACUUGAUUUCAAUGUCAACGCCAAUGAACUCACAAACGGUGUGAUCAACGCAGCCUUCAUGCUUCUGUUCAAAGAUGCAAUCCGACUGUUUGCCGCCUACAAUGAGGGCAUUAUUAACCUCUUGGAGAAAUACUUUGACAUGAAGAAGGUCCAGUGUAAAGAAGGACUGGACAUCUACAAGAAAUUCCUGACACGAAUGACAAGAAUCUCUGAGUUCCUCAAAGUCGCAGAACAAGUUGGAAUUGAUCGAGGCGACAUCCCAGAUCUGUCUCAGUUUACAGUUUGUGCCCCCAGCAGCCUGCUCGAUGCCCUGGAGCAGCAUUUGGCCUCUUUAGAGGGAAAGAAAGUUAAAGACUCGACAGCAGCCAGCAGGGCUAGCACCCUCUCCAAUGCUGUCUCCUCCCUGGCCAACACCGGCAUCUUCACCAAAGCGGACGAGAGGGAAAAACAGGCAGCCCUGGAGAAGAGCAGAUUACGUGUUGCUAAUAUUAACUUUAUUUAUUGCAGGGAGCAGCGUCUGAAAGAGCUCCAGAAGAAUCCUGCUACAGUGUCUACAGAGUCUUCCCCUGUCGCCACCGUGGGCGGGACCAUAAACUCUGCCCCGGUCAUUGAUCUCUUCUCCACCCCCAGCUUCAACAACAGCACCUCCCAAGCAGCCACCGACCUGCUGGACCUGCAGCCAGCUUUCCAACAGCCACUGCCUCUCUCUGUCACCAACUCAUGGGGAGGGUUCACAGCCUCCCCAACCCCCCAGCAGCCACACAACCCUCGAGGCCUUAACGUCGACUUUGACUCUGUAUUUGGCAACAACGCUAAUGCCAACAACCUGGAUUCUUCAGAUGUUUUAGGUGGCAUCCUCAAACCUACAGUGGCAUCCUCACCAAAUCAGAGCCUGACUCCAAAUGGCCAACAGCCCCACAAACUGGUGUCCACUGACCUGGACUCCUCACUGGCCAUCUUGUUGGGAGUAAAUCUGGGAAUUGGGAACGGCACAGCAAAGAAUGAUCUUCACUGGAGUCAGCCUGGUGAGAAGAAGCUGACAGGUGGAACCAACUGGCAACCCAAAAUGGCUCCUUCUACCACCUGGAAUCCUGCAACCAUGGCACCAUCUGUCAUGGCUUUUCCUGCAACCACACCAACGGGCAUGAUGGCAUAUGCAAUGCCUCCCCACAUGGGCUCCAUGAUGAUGACGCAGCCCACUAUGAUGUACGCCCAGCCUGUGAUGAGGCCACCGAACCCCUUUGGGCCCAAUCCAGGUGCACAGUCCCCCACAGCGUCUAGCCCCUCCAGUCUCAGCCCCCUCAGAGCUCCAGGGAAGGACCCCUUUGCACAGCUCUUUCUGCAGAAUUUCUUAUAGAGCACCUUUAGAUGCAGUUUAUGUAACCUGAGGGAGUCAGCGAGCCGAGCAAACGGGCUGUUUGCUUCUAAUGAACUCAUUUCUCCCCGAGAACGAAAGGCCCAAAUAAGACUGGUUGAAUAAUCUCACGUUGACUCGGAGCAGCUCUGGCCAUCCCAGAGAGGCGCCACAGUGGACGUUGUGCCCAUCUAGUCAUGUCCAAGUCAUAGGAGGAGAAGAAGAGUGUGUGCUGCCAUUUAAAAACACGUGGACAAAGAUCAGCCGUUACUGUAUCCUGGACAAAGAGAAACACCCAAAAGGCAGAGCUGUCUAACAUUACUGCUUUAAGUACCUGGAAGAAAAGGAAAAAAAAAAAAGCAAAGCAGGUUUGUUGUCACACAUGCACACUGUUUGAAUGUCCUUUUUUGUUUUGUUCUUUUUUUUCUCCAGGUGAGGCUGAGAGUCACUUCUUUUGAUCAACAAUCAUGAUUACCUUCUUAAAACGGCCUCCGAUUGGAAAACCAGUUGCAAACUGCUGUUUAUACCACACUUAUUUUUUUUCUUCUGUUUAUGUAUUGUUUGCAGUAGACAUUCCUUAUGUAUUAUUUGUAUUUAUUUAUGAUUCCUUACAAAGAGGAUUACAUAAAAAAAAGGAAAUAUAAGUAACUCACUGACCUCUCGGUUGUGGAAGGUCUUCAGGUUUAUACAUGAGUAUGAUUGAUUGUAGAACUAGAUUUUGGGUGAUUGAGAUAAUUUUUAAGAAAGAAGUUAAUAUAAAGAGAAUUCAUGUUUUAUUCUCUGUACUCGCAUGAUGCCUUGUACAGUUGUGUGGCUCCAGAGGUCACACUGAGGAUGUGUAUGAGCUUAAUAAUUCAAUAGCACCAUCAGAUAAAGGGGGUUGGUUUCUAUGGAUUUGGUGAGGGUCACAUUUUUCACAUUCAUAAAUGCACUACAUUUUGUGAUCAAGGCAACAUUGCAUUAGAAAGGAACUGCAUUUAUGCUUUUGAUGCUUUUGGCAUGCCAUUUAUUCUUACAUAUAACAAAGCUCCUGGCUGCCCUUCUCCACCCUGAGCGUACUGGGGCCCUUUCAUGCUCAGAUCGUAUAUCCAUAGGCAAGCACUUUGUGUUCAGGACAAUGGAGGGGAGGGGCGGCGUCGGGUUUAUGUUUGGGUCAGACCUGUAACAGAGGGUUGUAGGGGCAGAAAGGCCUAGUUGUGCAGGAGAAUAGAGCGCUGUUGAUCGGCGCUUUGUGUACAUACAGACUCUGCCAGUCACAGGAAUGGGUGGGUGCAGGUUUGAAAGAUCGCCUGAACAUUGAAGUGGCCCUGAAUCCAUUAACUGAGCAUUUUUGGUGCAUUGUCCCUGCAGAUUAUAUUUUUGUUUGUUUAAUUUUUCCAAUAAAGUGCAAGCUUCCAAA
Acanthochromis polyacanthus (spiny chromis) is the source of this 3534-nucleotide messenger RNA. RefSeq names its product phosphatidylinositol-binding clathrin assembly protein. The record is from RefSeq and is a predicted model, not a curated record. Gene Ontology annotation, cellular component: synaptic vesicle; extrinsic component of presynaptic endocytic zone membrane; clathrin-coated vesicle. NCBI's taxonomy places the organism in Eukaryota, Metazoa, Chordata, Actinopteri, Pomacentridae. Gene Ontology annotation, biological process: clathrin coat assembly; clathrin-dependent endocytosis; synaptic vesicle budding from presynaptic endocytic zone membrane. Gene Ontology annotation, molecular function: clathrin heavy chain binding; SNARE binding; phosphatidylinositol-4,5-bisphosphate binding.